Molecule: messenger RNA, 5580 nt
Organism: Xenopus laevis (African clawed frog)
Lineage: Eukaryota; Metazoa; Chordata; Amphibia; Anura; Pipidae
Gene: plpp6.L
Product: phospholipid phosphatase 6 L homeolog
Exons: 3
Coding region: 804-1634 (276 amino acids)
Cellular component (GO): nuclear inner membrane; endoplasmic reticulum membrane
Molecular function (GO): sphingosine-1-phosphate phosphatase activity
Source: RefSeq, a predicted model, not a curated record
AACCAAUGCGCCAUUCCGAAGGCAUAGGAUAUCGACAUAUAUUUUGCUGCAGGAUGUCCUAAAAUGCUUUCCGUACACCAGUGCCAUAUAUUUUUCUCCGUCGCAGCUAGUGUUGCCACCCGGCCGGUAUUUUACCAGCCAAGGCCGGUAUUACAAAUUUAUUGGGCAAUGUAGCUGCCGGUAAAUUUGUAAUACACCUAAAAAAAAGCCCAUGGCCUGCCCCCAGCCUGCUCCAAACUUACCUUUUUUCCUGGGCUUCUUGCCAAGUUCGCGUGUUUGGCUCCGCCCCAUUUGACGUCACGACCCAGCCAGCCAAUAGCGCGUUACGGUCCCGCCCCUUUAUAGUCACGGACCCGCCCUUUUAACCCCGGCCCCUCCACCCGCAGGUAAAGAUUGUUUUAAAAGGUGGCAACCCUAGAUGCAGCACAGCCCCCCUAUUCUAUUUAAAUACAGUUGGGUAAGAGCCCCUACAGUUGCUUCCUCUGUAUGGGAAUGAAGCACAAGUGCAGAACGAAUAAGCAACUCUGGCAGCUACUGGUUGGGAUGGGAGGGAAGCUGCGCAUGCUCACUGUGAUCUGAUCUGACGGGAGACCUACUAGGCAUGCGCGGUAGAGGGCCGUCAGACUGAUUAAAUUGUCAGAAACGAAGCAGAGCACGGUCAACUUAAGGGGGCGGAGCUUCACGCGGGAACAGGAAGUUGAUGAAUUGAGCUGCAGAUUUGAGCUUCUGUGUUUGGAAGCAGCUCAGACCGAAUGCAGAGGAGAGCUUGCUGAACUAGAGCGGAAACCAUUCAUCCUGCCGUAAUGCCAAGUCCAAGGGUAUCAAGAGCUGCCAACAACUCUGCUAAUCCCAUGAACAAAUUAGAAUUUAUGUCCUUACUUACUAACAGGACAAAUGCUUCAGAUCCUGUAUCCGUCCGUCACCGGACAUCUGACAGUCCAGUUCACCGCAAGGACUCCUUCAACGCCACUUCAUCGACUGCCUCACAGCAGCAACAACAGCAGCAGCAGCAGCUUCCAGAAGAAGACUGCAUGAAACUAAACCCAUCUUUUCUUGACAUUGCUCUCAGUUCAUUGCUGGCUGUUGACCUCUGGUUGACUAAGAAGAUGGGGGUAUGUGCCAGAGAGGGCUCCUCUUGGGGCAGUGCCCGUCCUUUGAUGAAGCUGGUGGAGAUAUCUGGGCAUGGCAUUCCCUGGAUUGCUGGCAGCCUGUAUUGCCUGUACAAAAGUGAUAGCUCUGCUGGGCGUGAGGUCAUUCUCAACCUACUAUUUGCACUGCUGCUGGAUUUAGUCCUUGUUGGAAUUGUAAAGGGUAUAGUGAAGAGACGAAGACCAGUUCACAAUCGCAUGGACAUGUUUGCUACUUUCUCUGUGGACAAGUAUUCUUUCCCUUCAGGCCACGCCACACGUGCGGCUAUGGUGUCACGCUUCAUGCUGAAUCAUCUGGUUCUGGCAGUACCCGUAAGGAUUCUAGUGAUGCUGUGGGCCAUUUUGGUCAGCUUGUCGAGGGUCAUGCUGGGUAGACACAAUGUGACUGAUGUGGCCUUUGGAUUCUUUAUGGGCCACAUGCAAUAUGGUCUGAUUGAGUACUUCUGGUUGUCACCGAGUACUUUGCCUGCCCUAUUCAGAAUGUGAAGUCUCUGGGGUGAAAAGUAUCUUAAGGUGGGAUUAUCACAAAUAACCUCAUUUUCAUUUCCUAUGGAUAUGACAAGGGUCUCCACUGCAUCCUGCAGCUUUCUAUACAUGGCCUCAUAUUGUGUUAUUAAGAGGUCAGGUACAUGCAGCACUUAGGUGACUACUGGGACAAAAUUAGAAUCUAAUAAUAGCCUCAAGAGACAUUGCAAUCCAAAUACAUAAACUGUCCUGCAAUGUUCAUAUGUACAGCAUGGACAUAUCUUGCAGGGAAAAAAAACACUGUGGAAAAUGUAAUUUAAUUGUUGUUUAAAUUUAGUUUCUACACUUUCAUUAUAUUUCGUGGGCUUUAUGUUAAAUUCUGUGAAAGUAAUUACAUUUGAUCAGUUUUUUUUAAUUUUUAAGGCAACAGCAAGCUGAAGCCUUUAUUGAUGAAUGUUGUUUGUCUUUAAAUAUUUUAUAUACUGGUUUUCCUAAUCUACUAUGGUUCUGUUCUCUCCGAGCUUUGUUCCCUCUGCAGGUUGGAGUUAGGGGUUUUAAUGUACUUGGUUAUUGUCAGUUUUAGCAGUGCAUGGGUAAAGCAGGUUGGUGGGGGCCCCUAACACGAGAAAAAGCAAUACAUAACAACAGGUUGUGAGCCUCCAGUAAGUAGUGGAAUUACAGUUUCUAGCAACCCAAACCAGACAUUGGUUUUUGGGAGGAUUAUGAGAUUAUCAGACUUGAUGUACGUGCCAACAUUAUCAGUUAUUCUAAUUUUAUUAUUAUUAUUAUAAUUUUAACAAGGAAAUUUUAUCCCAAGAGGAACCUUGGACAUUUGCCUACAUUUGAUAGGAUCAUUUGGGUUUACAUGUAAAAUAAUAAAAUCAUCUGUGCUGUACUUGUUAAUGUGAUGAGUUGGAGGAGAAGGCCAUAAUGUUCUUGGAACAAAUCAGUAGACCAUUCACUUCAUUGGGAACAUCGUUCCUACCACCAGCAUAACUUUUAAACUUGCCAUGCUUUUGCCAACCUGCCUUAAUGAGAACAAGAACGGAACUUCAUGAUUUGGGAAUAUUUAGGGAAACAUUGUCCAAAGUAGAGCCAUACACAGUCACUGUAAUAUCUAACAGACAUUUAGCUUGCACAUAUUAGGGUAUGUAAUAAUAUGGGCAAUGUUUUCUCUGCUCUAAGAACAUGUAGUAGCCAAUCUGCAGUUAGUCAUUACUAUUUUAGUACACGUAUAUAAAGAAAGCAAGCAUUAUAGAUCAGGAAGACUUUGCCACUUUUAAUGCAUACCCCCUACUGGGCCCAGAGCAUUGUUUGAUAAUUUUUAUAUUGAAAUAUCAUGUUGGCAAGUUCAGUGUUCUUCUGUAUUAGAAAUAGUAUACCCAUUCCUUUUCUUAUACGUUAUUUCUAUUACAUUCCUCUUGACGUAGGCCAGUGUACUGAUGAUUUAAAGGACCAGUAACACCAAAAAAAUGAAAUUGAUUUAAAGUAAUAAAAAUAUAAUACAGUGUUGCCCUGCACUAGCUAAACUUUGAUGUUUGCUUUAGAAACACUACUAUUGUUUAUAUAAAUAAGCUGCUGUGUAGUGUUGGGGGCAGCCAUUCAAAGGAGAAAAGGCUCAGGUUACACAGCAGAUAAGCUCCGUAGAACAUAAUGUUAUCUGUUAUCCGAUAUUUAUCCUGUGCCAUUUAGCCUUUUUUCAAUUUCCCAGCAGCUUGUUUAUAUGAAGUCUAGUAGUGUUUCUGAAGCAAACACAUCAGUUUUACCAGUGCAGGGCAACACUACAAGAUAUUUUCAUUACUUUAAAACCAAAUUAGUUUUUUGGUGUUACUGUUGAUUUAAGUCAACAAAGGGAACAUUUGUAAAACCUGCUGUUUUAUGCCGUAACAAAAUUAUUGCAAAAGAAUACUGUGAAACAAUUUUUUUCAAAUAAGGGGGAAAUCAAGAGAUUAGCACCAGCUACAUUUGUGGACAGAUUUAUUAAGUAUUGAGUUUUCCACUAAUAUUCGAAUUUUCGAGGUUAUUUUUUUUUGCCCAAAAAUCUAUUUUUCGGGUUAAAAAAAAAAAAAUCUGUCCAGGUCAUGUAGGAGUGAACAGCAGAGGUCCCUUGAACCAUUUGAAGAUGAUAGAGUUUGAUGAUAUGGAGGGAUCUUGCCCAAAAACUUGAUAAAUUAGAGCAAUUUAAAAUGUUUUUUCCGCCGGAAACUCUAUCAAUUAGAGAUUUUGGUUUGUUAACCCUGAACUCACUGUUUUGAGUUUUUUCCAUUUCAGUUUUUUCUCAAAUAAGAAACCGUUGUGAGUUCAUUCGAGGUAUAAAAAUACCUCUAACAUUCAACCUUUGAUAAAUAAUACCCUUAAUGUCUAAUGAUUGUGGCCCAAACUAAUGUUUGACUUUGCUGCACAUUGGCCAAUCAACAGGUGUCGGCAUGAAAUCUGUUGGUGUGCAGCAACACUAAUAGUGAUGGACGACUGUUGGAAUCCUGUCCUACUACUGACCACCUGCAGAUAUUGCUCAACAAGUGCCGUCCUGGGCCAGUUGUUUCCAUUCAUACUGCCCCCUACCUCCUGCCCUUAGGUAGUAUAAGAACUUACAUAACAUAGUGUAGUGUAUAGUGCAUUGGAGUAUUAAAGUGGAGGCACUUCCUUCUCUGAUUUUUUGUGUGUGGGGGAGUGCUGUGCAUAUUGUAGCUUUACAAUUUUAUUGUUGAUGACUGUUCAUUUUCUUUUUAUUAGAAGAUUUCAUAUAUAUAUUUCUGGUGCAGAAGAAAUAGUUUUGUGGCAUGCUUUAAUUUUCUAUGUCAUAUGAUAAUUUUAUAGACAAUGGAACACUAGUUUAUGUUUUUUUAAUGUACACGUCUUGUGGGCUAUAUUUUAUAUGCCGGUAUUGGAUCUAUUAUCUGACAUUUUUGGGACCCAAUAAGGACUUUUUGUGUAGUGGAGCACUGUGCCUUAAGGAGACUUUUUAAACAUAAAAAAUAGGACUGUUGUUUCAUUAUAAUGGAUUUGCGAUGGGUUAGUUAGCAUCAGGUAAGAGGUAUUAGGGUAGAAAUGGCAUUGGUUAUUUCAGAGCUUGCUGGGUAAUAGAUCCAGUAUCUGUACUAAAAUCUUUUGUCUGUAAGGGUUAACAGACAUUUUUGUGCAUUUCCCAAGUACACCAUAGACUUUGUUGGAUCAGUAUGUUUUCAAUUAAAAAAGGUAGUUUAUUUUUUGGGAGAUUUUGAUCAGAUUUUAUCUCAUCUUGCCACACAACACCACGCAAUACCAUGCAACACCACACAACAGCACAAGAUUUGUAGGAUGCUACAAAAUGUAAAGUUCGAGCAGAUAAAGUCAGAUGGUGUCGUUUGUUUAUGCAUCUACAUCUGACAUUCAAUGUAUUUCAACUAAAAAAAAGAAAAAAGUCAGACACCAUCAGAUUUUAUCUUGAUGGAUGAAGAAGCAGCAUGCAGCGUUCACAUCUGACAGUUGUAUCGAGUAGGAUGGAAAAAAUUCUAUGUAAUUUACACAUCAGAUUUUUGUCUCAAAAAUCUCAGUCCCAAGUCCCAUACAACUACAUUGCCUUGUAGGAUGGGUUUUGUUGAUCCAACAACAUCCUACAAAGCCUCUCAUGGAGUUUAGCUCUUUGACUAAGAGGCCAACUUACCAUACAGGCCAGAGGUAUCCCAUUUUUGUGAUCUCCGAUCACCCAAAAGUUUGGGCACAAUCAAGUUCAUUAAUCAAAACAAAAACCAUUAGUAUGGCUUUAUUCUAAGACUUCAAUAUGCUCUUACCAUCUCUUUGCAAGGCUGUUCCUGGGCAGUAAAAGCUCCUAUCUAAUAGAUUGCCGAUAUCUUGUGGUACAGUAAAUUAUUUGAUGGUUUCUGUAUUACUGCAUGUUUGGCUAUAGAUAUUGGCAAAUCUCACUUGUAAAAAUGUCUACUUAGAUUUUUUUUUUCUUCACAUUUUAAUUUAUUUCCAAAUAAAUUGA